Molecule: messenger RNA, 801 nt
Organism: Entelurus aequoreus (snake pipefish)
Lineage: Eukaryota; Metazoa; Chordata; Actinopteri; Syngnathiformes; Syngnathidae
Product: microtubule-associated serine/threonine-protein kinase 4-like
Exons: 5
Coding region: 260-781 (173 amino acids)
Source: RefSeq, a predicted model, not a curated record
ACGCCAAGGACUAAACAGCCACCCCGAGCCGGGCAAGCGUCUUCUGCCGGACGUCGCGGAAACACUCUUUUAACCGCCUUUACGGACUUCCGGUGUCGGGCGGGCAGGACUAUGCGGCCAGGUGUGCUGCAGGUGCGCAGUGGCCUGCAGGUCAAUUAGCGGCUAACUAGGACGCCUUCACCGGGGGAGAGGGGGCUUCUCCUCGCCUGGACGCCCGCGGAGCCGCGACGUCUCUCGGCCCGCAGGGGAGCGACGAGACAUGACGGCCGAGGUGGACGACUCGGAUUUCAGGAGAGUUCCCGAAGUGGAAGAGGACGCGAAUAAAGAGGUCGGAAAGGAGACUCCGGACCAAGGAGACGAUGACGACUGCGAAGACGAGAAGGGGAGAAAGACUGAGUCAGAACCUGCGGAAAAACGGAGAAAGAAGAGCACACCCGGCGUUCAAAAACGAGAGAAAAACAAGCUGGACCACAUCCUCUGCCCCCCCGCCCUCAGGAAGUCCAGCAACCCCGAGCUGGCUCCCGGUCUGAGUCCGGCUCUCAGACUGAAGCGCCACCUCAGCGAGGAGGGGAACAACAUAAGGAGGCGGAGCCUGGGAGGCGGUCUCACAGGAAAGUAUCUUCUGCUGCCCGCCCACUCCCAGCCCACAACGUGGCAGCCCUCAUCCUCAUCUGAGACCUCCAACCUGGUCCGCAUGCGCUCCCUCAACCUGGGCAAGUCGGACCCCUCCCUGACCUCCAGCCCGAAAGAGCUGAGUCUUCCCAGAAGAGGCAGUCUGUAAGUAGCCCUGCUUUUUUUUUU